Strongylus vulgaris is the source of this 828-nucleotide messenger RNA. NCBI's taxonomy places the organism in Eukaryota, Metazoa, Nematoda, Chromadorea, Rhabditida, Strongylidae. The record is from the annotation of a GenBank genome assembly.
UUGUUCGAGGACAGCAGGGACAGCUAUGCAUUGAAUGCUUUGGAUGACUCUCGCCCGGGGACCUCAGAACGAAACUCGCCAGCUGAGUUUAAAAAUCUCAAAAGAACCAUCAAAUGCGCCAGAGAAUUUAUGGCAAGUGAUGCAUUUAGGACGAUAUCAAAUGACAAAGUUACAGUCAAUGGAGAUAGGGAGAUGCUGUCGAUAUUUUGUACUACCUCUCACCAUCAUGCUUUGACAUGCGCUGAAGAUCGAACUCUUUUGACCGGUUGUGUAUGUUCUAUGGAUUUGGUAUUAAUGGGUUCUAGAAGUUAUGCCAUGCAAGAUCUGUACGGAAGAAUUUUGAAGAAUGUUGUUAAAGCAAGACGGAAUACUUCAGAACUUAGCGGAGUAGGCCCUGCUAUGCAUGUUUGUCUAGCUUGGCUUUGUCAUGCAGCCCAAUGCAGAGUCAGUGAUGUUGUGCCAGGAGGAGAAAUAUUUCCCGAUGCUGAACGUUACAUUCGUGAACGGUUAGAACAGAGCAGAUUACCUCUUGUACUUGAUAGUGACCGAGCUGAGUUAGCUGUUUUCCAGCUUUGUCGGGUGCUCGACUUAUUGGCUGUUUGCGAUUUACGUUCUCAAUCACCAGUGGAUCGAUCGAUACUUAUUUUUGUGAUUUGCCGCCUUUUACUUGAUAAGAACUCGUGUUGUGCUGUACAAAAUAGAGCGAGUUUGGCCAUAGAGAAUAUUUUGAACGCUUCAUCACUGACUAAACGAGCUACUCUCGUUGAGUUCUCCAAUAUAUUCUCAUUGAUUUCAGGUACGUGCCUAUGGCCUUCUCAUUUUCAUUAG